Messenger RNA from Anastrepha obliqua, 1499 nucleotides. RefSeq names its product lipase 3-like. Lineage: Eukaryota; Metazoa; Arthropoda; Insecta; Diptera; Tephritidae. Bases 109 to 1356 code for a protein of 415 amino acids. The record is from RefSeq and is a predicted model, not a curated record. The transcript has 3 exons. Gene Ontology annotation, molecular function: hydrolase activity, acting on ester bonds.
GCAGCGCGUGAAAGUGAAGCUCAUACGCGCGAUUAGAAAGUUAUAGAAUUUUAAUAAAAUAUUUUUUACAUGUUGUUAUUCAACAGAAACAAACUUAGUAAUUAAGAAAUGUGUGGAUGUACGCCUGCAAUUGGGAAAAUCUAUCUUCCUGUGAUAUUUAUUGUAGUGUUAAACACGCUUGUGUCGCCGAGUAAUAGCCAUUUAACGCCCAGAAAUAUAGCCCACCACAAUUAUCCAGUGGAGGAACACUUAGUCCACACCAGCGAUGGAUACUUGCUUAACAUUUAUCGCAUACCAGCCCCCGCUCAAUCACUACCCAUCGAAAGAAACAAAGUGGUACUACUACAGCACGGUUUUACACUCUCCUCCGAUGUUUGGCUGUUGCGCGGCCCCAGCGCCGAUCUGCCCUAUCUACUGGCCGAUGCCGGCUAUGAUGUUUGGCUGGGCAACCACCGCGGAAAUCAUUAUGGGCGCAGACACAGCAGCUUAGAUCCCAACAUCGACACACACCACUUCUGGAACUUCACUUGGCAUGAGAUGGGUUACUAUGAUCUAGCCGAUACGGUGGAUUAUAUACUCGCGCAAACUGCGCAAGAAGCAUUGCACUAUGUGGGUUACUCACAAGGCGGAAUGGUUGCGUUGGUGCUCUUGGCAACACGUCCCGAGUAUGCGUCGAAAUUUAAAACGUUGCAAUUUACUGCGCCCACCAUAUAUAUGAAUGAUAUCUACGUACCGCUGCUGACCACUUGGAGCUACAAACUAGUGGAAUAUUUCGGUAGUUUAUUGGACUGGUGGGGCUAUGCUGAAAUGUUGCAUUUUGGGCGUUGGAGUGCGCAUCAGCGGUUGUGCAAGACGUUAUGUGACGACGGUGGGUGGUUGAGGUCGGUCUACAUAAAAAUAUAUGGCUUGAUCGCAGGUAAUGUGGAUGCAGAUGAGAAUUAUGAGCAUAUUCUGACCGACAUGUGUGGCACGGUUCCCGUGGGUGCUUCGAACAAACAGCUGCUGCAUUAUAUUCAAUUGCACCCCUCCGAUGGCUUCCAGCAAUUUGAUUACGGCAGUGCGGUUACAAAUCUACGUCGAUAUGGUCAACCUUCACCGCCCAUCUACAAUUUGAGUUCUAUUAAAAAUUGUGUAACGAUCUACUAUAGCGAAACGGAUUUUAUGUGCCCAGCGAAAGGUGUACGUAGGCUUGGCAAGGAGCUACAAUGCGCGGAAUUGUAUCAAAUGCCUUAUGCGGCUUGGAAUCACGGCGACUUUGUAUGGUCCCGACAUGUGCGAGAGGCAUUACAUGAACGUAUCAUAGCGAAGAUAAUUGGAUGGGAGGAAAAUGAGGAGCAGGAAAUUAUGAAUGCGUAAAAUUAACAAAAAUGUAUGUAGUAACUAACAUAUUAGAACAAAUAAUGGUUUAUCUAAGUGCGUAUGUAUGUAGAUAUGUAUUGUAAAUAGUAAAUUUAUAUGUAACAUUUAUUUUUAUUGUUUUAGAUUUUUAUUGAAUUUGA